AUGUCUGUCGAACCAAUUGCAAAUGACAGGGCAAUCGAAAUCCCAGGAUAUAUUGUUACAAAAAUAUUAGAAAUAGGUAGGUUCUACUCUAGGGUAGUUGUCACUGACUUCAAAGGCGAAAAAUUCCAUGCAUUUUAUUUCGACGUCGAUGCAGUCAUAAAAAUCGACAAAUUAGACAAUUUAAUUGCAGAUAUUAACAUAUUAAUCCAAUUACGACAUCCAAAUAUAGUUCGCUUCGUUGAAUUCUAUCAUGAUUCAAAAAAGAUGUUUUUAAUUACAGAAUAUUUUAACAACUAUUCAUUAGAAGAUCUUAUAUCAAGUACUACAUGUGGCGAAUAUCACUAUAAAACAAUCGUUUCAGGAAUUAUAAAGGGCAUCCAAGCUUUGCACCACGCAGGCAUCUGCCAUGGAAACAUUUGUCCUUCAAAUAUAAUGAUAUACGAUAGGUUUCAUCCAAAAAUUUCUAAUUUCCAGUUCUUAUCACAGUUUUCAUUCAAGGUUGAUAAGCACAUUAAUCCUAUUCAAGUAAAUUAUUAUUCUCCAGAAUGCUUACAAUACAAAUGCACAGAUCCUUUUGCAGCUGAUAUAUGGUCUUUCGGCGUAACAUGUUAUGUAUUAUUGACAAGACAAAUGCCUUUUUCACAGUCCAACGAAAUUAAAUUAUUCAACAGCAUCAUAGAAUGCAAUUAUAAUCCUACAGUGAUAAAUGAUGAAGCGUAUAGAAAAAUGGUAACAAGUUGCAUCGUAUUAGAGCCAGAAAAUAGAGCUAGCAUCGAUGAGCUCGAAAAUUGGUUCGACAACACAAUUAGGGUUUCCAGACUCGAUGUAAGAUACCCCAUUCACCUUUCUUAUUCUCAAGCAAUUCCGAAGAUCAUUAAUACUGAGCUUUUUGACAAUAUUAUGAAAUCUAGAAGAGUUAUUUUCAGGAGAAAUACUCAUUGUGAAUAG
Messenger RNA from Trichomonas vaginalis G3, 948 nucleotides. Its product is annotated as protein kinase protein. The transcript has a single exon. Gene Ontology annotation, molecular function: protein kinase activity; ATP binding. NCBI's taxonomy places the organism in Eukaryota, Parabasalia, Trichomonadida, Trichomonadidae. The coding region runs from base 1 to 948 and encodes 315 amino acids. Gene Ontology annotation, biological process: protein phosphorylation. The record is from RefSeq and is a predicted model, not a curated record.